CUGUAAACAGAUUCCUCUGUCAAAGUUGAUAAAUUUUGACUGAUGCCAUCAAUUAUUCUGAAGGAAUUUGCCUCUAGGCUAUUUUGGAGACAACAUGUCGCAUGUUUGCAAACUUCGGACAAGUACCAACUAUCACGGCUUCGAUGAAAGGAAAUGACUAUUUGUUGACAAAACAUUAUAGAGUUCAAGAAGCCCAUCCCAGACAAAAGUUCCUCCCCAGCCCAGGGAAUCACGCUCUACUGCGUUAGGGAUAUUUCUAAAGUUGUCUGUUCAUCCACGCCUGGCUGCCCCCAUAUGGGAUAAACAGCUCAAUAGAGCAACACAAAAAGCCCAGAAGCUGAGAAACUGGUUCAACGGCAUCAUACGCAGGUGGCUGGCUUGCCUGUCGCGACCUCAGCCUACAAACACAGACUUUUUACUCAUUGUUGUAGCUCAAAAACUUUAUGAAGAGACUCCCCAACUUGUUUCCUACAUCCUUACUGGCUUGCUGAUCAUUUCUUGAGUUCCCCAGGAGUCCAUAAGAAGACGAAGUAGUAGCCCAGACUGUUCACAUCUCGACAGACUGUACCUGCCCAGUUCUCCCCAGGAGCGCCACCAUGCGGCCUCGUGUGAAGGCCAAGCUGGCGCACCAUCGGCCGAUGCUGGUUGGUGAGAUGAAGCCCCUCCCCAUGUUCGGCUCUCUCAUCGAGAACAACGUGCUCACACCCGCGCACUUAGACAAGAUCCUGCCAGACGACGAGCGAAAGGAACUGAAUGAAAAGCUGUUAGACAUAAUACCGACAAGAGGCGACGCUGCUUUCACUGUGCUGGGAGAGGGCCUGGAAGCCAGUCUACAGGGUCAUCUAGCGUACCUCCUCGACCCUGAAGGUAAAGAAGAUCCUGAUGAGAAGAAGGAGGAAGAAGAUGGGAAGGAGAAGAAAACAUCACCGAAGAAGAAGAUUGGACAGCUUACCCGUCAGAUCUCACGUAUGGGCAGCCGGUCCUCCAUGCGUCCUGAGUCCCGUGAGCAGCUGACGAAGCACAAGGCGACCCUGGUGUCGGAGAUGCAGCCGCUGCCGCUGUUCGGCCUGCUCAUCCAGAACAACAUCCUGUCACGCGACAUGGUGGACGGCAUCCUGUCUCCUGAGGACCAGAAGAAGGUCAACGAGAGACUGGUGGACAUCUUACCGGACAGACCUGACUCAGCCUACAAGAUGUUCAUCUACGCGCUCCGGGGGAAUGGACAAGGCCAGUUGGUAGAGGUGUUAGAAGGGGACAUCAAACCUAACAAGUACCGACGGGAGUCGGAUACAGGUGUAGAUAAGACUCCAGCAAAAAUGUCCCGUGAUUCCAUGGGAGCGGCUAAGUCGGCGUUCGAGUCCGUGUACGGCUCCAGGGAGAACGUGUUCGAUGACGGGAAGAAACAGCCCGUCAGCCCGGGGCCUGGCUGGAAGAGUACGGCAACACCAGACCGCAGCCCAGGGUCCAGACCAUCAUCGAGACCAUCGAGUACCAGCAAAGAGAAACCGGCCAGUCAGAGCAGUGAGGACGGCGAGGCGGCGGCCAAGAGGAAACUCAGCGAGUACAGCGCCACUCCGCCCCGCCAGGAGAGGGACUGGAAAAACGUGGAGAGGGACAAUGAGGACCUACGGCGGCGACGGUCUUCCAUAGAUGCCCGUAAACUGACGAUGAUUCGGACGGGGAUGAAGGUGAAGCAGCGGCAGCUCAUCUUCGCCAACAGACCCGCUAUAGUAGACUCCAUACAACUCGACUCUGUCCUGGACCACAUGGUCAAGGAAGGUGAGUUCACGCAGUCCCAGGCUGACGACCUGCGGAAGAUGCCGUUCCGCUUCACCAGGAACUCCCGUUUCGUGGACCUGCUGCUGACCAAAGGCUCGCACAACUACAACACGUUCUGUGACGCGCUGAGGGACUCCGACCAGCUGGAGCUGGCACGGGUCAUGGAGCCCGGCAGGUGGACGGGAACAGAAUAUUCCCCGGCGAAACUUCCAGACCGGAAAGACGAACCUGCGGAAACGACUCCCAAGAAAAAGUGGAAGCCGAGUACAGUUUCUGACAAGUCUCCCGCCACGAAACGGAAGGAACUGCAGGAGAAAUACGGCGCCGCGGAGAGCGUGCCCGACGUGCGGCUGGAGGAACAGAAAAGGAAAGCUAAGGAAAGGGAACUGAAAGAGAAGGCUGUUGCAACGGAGAAGGAGGAGACGGAGGAGAAGAAGAAGAUGAAAGAUGUCGGCGUUGGGAAAACCCCUCCGCCCGUGAGGAAAUUUCAAACCGCGCCCCCGGUGGAAAAACUCAUCGAAACGGAGGAGACCAAAACGGAGAAGGUGCCGAAAUUGACGAGACAGUCGGGCGUGGAGGUCGGCGUCGGGAAGAAAGAGGAAGUAGAUGGACCUGAAAUAGAGUCAAAACCACCGAAGUCCCCACCGACAGACGUCAAAAGAAAAACUGUCCCAGAACGAAGCGCAUUCGUCAUGAAACCAGACAGCCCUCCACCCGUAUCCGAGGUGGACAUGAAAACGCCCAGUCCUACACCCAAAAUUGCCGAGAAAACACCCAGUCCUACACGGGAAGUUGUGAUGAAAACACCAAGUCCGCCACCACAAGCUAGUCCUAAGGCAGGGAAGAAGCACAGAAGUCCUCCCCCAGAAACUGAGUUGACCUUUAGUCCUAAGACGUAUGGCGCAGAGUUAGAGUCUCCAUCCCCUGUAAAGAAACCAACUCCUUUAAAAACAGUCCCUAAAACUCCGAGUCCACCCCCUGAAGUUCUUCUGGAGAGUCCCAAAAGCCCCCCGAAGUCCCUCUCGCGUCCAACAGUUGAGCUGGUGAUUGAGGAUGAGGAAGUGGAAGAGGAAGAAAGGCCUGUGACGAUUGGCAAGGUGUUGGACGACAGGAAACGAAAGGCGGAGGAAAUUCGACUGAAGAUGCAGGAGAGGAAGAAGAGUCUGAAGCGCGAGGACGAAGAAAAAAGUAUAAAGAUCGUUUCAGAGUCUAACAGGUCGUCCCCAGGUAGUAAUGGUGAGUCUGUGACCGCCGCCAAGGAGGCGUACGCCGUCACCACCACCAAGAUCUCCGUCACCACAACCUCUCAUACUGUCGCCUGUCAGAGUUCCCUCUCCGCACAAGCAAACGAACACCAGUCAUUCAUCCAGGUACACCCUACAGAGGACGAGGGUAUCGAGUACGGGGAGAUUUACGGAGUGGAGUACGAGCUGGUUGAAGAGGAAACCCCAGGAGAGGUCCGCCUGGUCCAGUUCGACUACCCGCCGCCCUCUCCCCCUCCCCUGCGCAGGGAUGACGAAAUCUUGGUCUCCACGACCCCUCCGAAGAGCAGCCCUGUCCAGGAAGCGACACCGCCGGUAAACAGAGCUCCGUCGCCCCCAAAAGAAAACGACUACGGCGUCAUCUUCGACUAUCCAAAGCUCGUUACUAUCACGAACGUUCCCAGUGACCGUGUCCCUCCACCGUCACCUCCCGAACAGACCGCGACCAUCGCGGAAGCGGAGCCGGUUGUUAGAAGUGCGGCGCCUUCCUUCAACAGUGCACCGCCACCACACAUUGCUGACUAUCCCAAGCUGAACGCGAAGAGCGCACCCAGCACCCACGCACCUCCACCUCCCCCUUCAUCCAUCACCAACUCAUCCAAACGAUCCACCCCUGAGAGUUACAUCUCUGAGGAUUUCCCGCCAAUGAUGAUGGAGUCAGCUGAGUACAACGCCUUGGUGGCGGGCACACCCUCCCCAGCCCAGUACAGCCCUGUCGUGGCCCUGCCCAGUGGUCAGAAGAAGAAGCUGGGAGUCAGUCAGGAGGUCUACAAGUCCCUCAACUCACUGUCGGACCUGAGGAAGAAUAACGGCAAGGACCGCCGGCGGCGGAACACAGACUCACCCCCUGUCAUUGUGGACCAGGUCUACGGCAGGCCCAUUAAGGUCCUGCCGACCACCAUGGACCACAUCACGCCGGAGACGGAGCGGCAGAUGAAGCAGGCGGCCCAGCGCAUCGCGAAGAGCGAGCGGCUGCUGCAGGUGAUGAAGCAGCUGUCUGACCGCACCCUCAGCCACGCCUGCCAGUGUGAGAAACUGGAGGACCCGGCGGACAAGGACCUGGCAGAGCUGGUGCAGACUGGCACCACCGUGCGGCCAGGAGGAGACAUACUGAUCGACAAGCUGUCAGACGAACUUCAGGACUUGUACAAGCAAAGGCCGGGCGUGUUCAACAAGCAGCCGGGACCCUGGUACCGGAACGUCAACACGGCCAUGCGGGACACCUACAACACACUCAUCAUACACCUGGUGCACAUGAAGGCUUCUCUCAACGAUCUGAGCAAGGCUAUGGAAGAAUACAAGAAAGAUAACCAGUUGAAGAAUGCGUACCUGGCCAGGCGCAAAGAAGGGGAGGAAAACCAGCGCUGAACAUCAAGUCCACUGUUCUACCAAAGACCACCGCUGGGGUUCUGGCGGCCGCCGUAUCUUCUCAUAUUAUUUAUAGCUUCCAAUAUUCAAGCUUAAGAAAUGAACAUGAAGUUAGCUCAUUUAUAUGGUGACAUAUACACAGAUUGUUGUACAUAUUGUACAUAACCAUACUCACAAAACAGCAAUGGCUUAAUACUAUAGAAACAUGUUGUCAUGAAUUAGUUCAGUACUAUUUCCCUGCACCACAAUAUAUCAAGAGUUUCCUGACUACAUAACCAGUAGAAACUGGAACAUGUUGACAACACGGACACGAGUUUGGACAAACUGUGCCAUGUAAGUCAGUCAGUUAGCAUGUAGCGCAAUAUUGUUGGAUUUCAACUGACUUCAGAUAGAAAAUGUGUCAAUUGUAUAUUCACAUAGUCCUGGUAAACUAGGCGUAUUGUAUACAAGUUUAUUUUGUGAACAUCAUGUCAUGAUCAGUUCGGAGGCGAGAGUUGGUUUUUGAAAUUUCUUGAAAGUGCAGAACAAAAUGGCAGCAUAAUCAAGAACGGUGACAGAGGGAAACAUUAUCGUAGAUACUGUACCGGAA
This is a messenger RNA of Branchiostoma belcheri (Belcher's lancelet), 4998 nucleotides long. Its product is annotated as proteoglycan 4-like. NCBI's taxonomy places the organism in Eukaryota, Metazoa, Chordata, Leptocardii, Amphioxiformes, Branchiostomatidae. Bases 597 to 4409 code for a protein of 1270 amino acids. Gene Ontology annotation, biological process: regulation of apoptotic process. Gene Ontology annotation, molecular function: death domain binding; protease binding. The transcript is spliced from 17 exons. The record is from RefSeq and is a predicted model, not a curated record.